Messenger RNA from Monosiga brevicollis MX1, 5649 nucleotides. RefSeq lists its product as uncharacterized. Gene Ontology annotation, molecular function: protein kinase regulator activity. Gene Ontology annotation, biological process: cellular response to amino acid starvation; regulation of translation. The record is from RefSeq and is a predicted model, not a curated record. Bases 1 to 5649 code for a protein of 1882 amino acids. The transcript has 25 exons. Lineage: Eukaryota; Choanoflagellata; Craspedida; Salpingoecidae. Gene Ontology annotation, cellular component: cytosol.
AUGGGGAAGAAGUCUGGCGCGGAUUCUACCGCUGCCGAGACACUUGAAGGCCCAGAGCUCGUGCUAGAUGCUACCCACGGCGCCAGCGCCAUGGAUGAUCUCAAAAGUGCUUCGCGUCGCUUGUACGACGAGUUACUGCGCGCGCCUCGCCAGCGACUUGCUGCGUUCGAGGAUGUUAGCGAUGUUAUCGCCUCACAUGCAGGUGGGUAUUCUCAUGCUGCAACUGCUUCCAAGUCUUGGUGGUAUGGCUUGCCGUACUCAUUGGUAUAUGCUGCUCCUACCAUCGUCUAUGUAGAGAGUGUGCCAGCGCCGCUAGUCAAAAUCUUGCUGCAACUGCUCUUCAACACGGCCAGUGUGUAUCGCGAUAACGCCUCCAAGGUCGAGGUUUGCACUCUCUUGGAGACCCUUUUGGAGCGGUAUGUCGAUUGCUCACCUGAUUUUGGCUCGAGCAAUGUUCAAUUUGCUUUUUUUUCCAUCAAGUUCUUCGCCACUUGUUUCACAUCGCCACCCGUAAUUUACGCGUACUGCAUUGGCAUGUAUGGGGCUAGAUUUCCCGACACAACAGCAGAAUACGCCGUUCCUCUGCUCGAAGACGUUGUGGCUCAGCUAUGCUGUGCUGGUCAAGCUGGACACGGUCAUGUCAGUGCUGUACAAUGGUCGUGCAUGGUCGUGACACGUACCCGGACUUGGUUGCAGGCCAACAAAGACUUUUGGAAGCGUCUGGUGGUGGUGCAAGCUUGUUUGCUGACCAAAGUUCGCGCCAGCCCCAACCGCUUUCAGCGUCUGGCGGACCGCCGCUUCAGCCUUGCCUGUGCUGCCAAUACGCACUUGAUGGCUGAUUAUCUCAAUGUUUUGCAAUCCGAGGAUAACACAGUCGACAUGUUACUGCCACACGUGCUCAGCAGCAAGAGCCACGUUGCUCAGGCUGCGCUUGCAGGCAUUCGUGCCGCUCUGGCUGGAUGCACCCAGCCUAGUGGCUUGAUCACCGCUUUAGAACAUGUGAUGGACCGCGUCCAGGGCAAGACCGGGGGAAAGAGCCACUUGACGGCCGCCAAGAGCACGGCCCCGGUGCGGGCACAAGCAUUGUUGGUUGCAGAGCGGGCCUACUCGAUUGACGACCUGAACGUGUUGCAAGAGCUCAUUCCUUUGCUUGAAAAGGUUUUGAGCCAAGCGCCCAAACAAAAAACAUCUACCGAUGGCCAAGCAGAAGUUGCCUUGGCAGCCUUGCUUGUUCUGCGACUAGCCGAGGUCCAGCCUGAGUUGGUGAGCCAAGCGUUUUUAACGUUGUGUCUCAAGGCCAUGACGCUGCACAGUCGUCGGGACGAUAGCGGGGCACUUGCCAGCUGGUCACAACACGUCAUUGCUUUGACGCUUCACGAAGAUUGGAGCGUGCGAAAGUUGGCGGUUACUCAAGUGGCUCAUUUCAUGAUGGGCACAUCUUCUGGCGUUCAAGCGGCACUGCUGAAUGCCUUUGAAGAGAGGGUUCACGCUCAGUACGCCGCUGACGUGGCGACUAAAUCCAACGUGCGUUACAAAUCGAUUGAGCUGGAUCUGGUCCUCCGCAAGUUUGGCUUCAACCCCGAGAGCUUCAUUUCAGAGCAUUCUGCGGCCGUCCUGAAGUGCUUGCUGGAGCUUUCGCGAAGCGCCAUCGCAACAGACCAACAAGAAGAGCUUCGCAAGAAUGAUGCCGACUACGCUGACAAGCUUUGGGAACUUGAGGUGCGCAAGGAGCUGGCUCGCAAGCGAGGACAGAAGUUGGAGGCACCCAAGCGUCAAGUCAAGCUGACCAAGCAACAGCAAGAACGUGCUGACAGCACACUUGCCAAGGAGGCAGAGCUUCGUGCCAAGAUCACAUCCGUCGACGAAGAAGUCUUGACCACGGAGGACGAGAUCAAGGAUGUGGCGCAACUUGGAAUGAAGUUGUGGAAGGAGCGCCAUUUUUUGUUGCCGGCUGAUGCGUGCAACCGCAUGAUGCGUCCUUUGGUUUCGGAACACGAUGCCAUUCGGACGGGCGCCGCCAACGCUUUGCAAGCUGCUUUGCUGGUGCAUCCCGAGGUUGUCGACAACGUCAUCACGGACCUCCUGAGCGAAUACCAGCGCCUGCUCGUGAUUCCCGAGCCCGUGCGCGACAAGAUUGGCAACAUCAUAUCACCACCUUUUGAGGAUCCCUGGCCUUCGCGAUGCGGUGUCGCCAAAGGUCUCUCGGCUUGCACGGAGCAUUUGACCAAGGAGCAAAUUGUGCGCAUAUUCCGCUUUUUCACCGAAGAGGCGCUGGGUGACCGCAGCAACGAGGCUCAGGGUGCCAUUUUGAACGCCGGUAUUGCCAUUAUCAACGCACGUGGCAAGGAGUACUUGACAGAUUUGUAUGAAAUCUUUGACAGCAACAUGGCCCAAGCCAGCAAGAGCAUUCACGAAGAUCGCAUGCGCCAGGGUGUCAUUGUGAUGCUUGGUGCUUUGGGUGGUCAUUUGGAUAAGGGAGAUGAACGUGUGCCACAAAUUGUGCGCACACUGGUUCAGGCGCUGGGCACACCGUCUGAGGCCGUGCAGUCCUCGGUGGCCAAGUGCCUGCAACCCUUAGUCAAGGCCAAUAAGGAUUGCGCCCCUGAAGUUAUUCCGCGCCUGUUGGAGUCAGCCUUCGGCAAUGGCGACUAUGGCCAGCGGCGUGGUGCAGCAUAUGGCCUUGGCGGUGUUGUUGCUGGUGCCGGUGUCAUCGCUUUCAAGCGUCAAGGCGUUUUUGAGGCCGUGGUCGAGAACAUUGAGCACAAGGUGUGCUUUGGUGACGCAAAGAAGGAUGUCCGUGCCGCUGCACAGGAGGCCGCCCGAGUCAUGAUGAGCCACAUGAGCGACCAAGGCGUCAAGACAGUUUUGCCGUUUCUGCUCGAAGCACUGGACGACGAGAGCUGGCGCACCAAGCAGGGUAGCGCGCAACUUCUCGGUGCCAUGGCAUUCUGUGCACCCAAGCAAUUGUCCAUUAGCCUGCCCAAGAUUGUGCCACGCCUCGGCGAAACACUGACUGAUUCGCACGUCAAGGUGCAAGCCGCUGGCAAGGCAGCACUCAAGAGCAUCGGCAGCGUUAUCAAGAACCCUGAAAUUCAAGCCAUUGUGCCAACCAUUCUCAAGCGUGCUCUCAAAGAGCGCAAGACAGAUGGCAAAAAGAAGGCCAGCCAAAUUAUUGGCAAUCUGUAUGCCUUAACGCUACCUAAGGAUUUGGUUCCAUAUCUACCAAAGGUCAUGCCGGGCCUGCAAGCCGCACUCGUGGAUCCGCUGCCCGAAGUCCGUGGCGUUUGUGCCAAGGCUAUCGGUGCCAUGGUUAAGGGCAUGGGUGAAGAGCACUUUACAGAUCUCCUGCCUUGGCUCUUGGAAACCCUCUCCAGCAACCAGGGCACCGUCGAUCGCUCUGGAGCCGCCCAGGCCGAGGUGCGCGAGGGUCAUAUGAUGCUUAUGAUCUAUCUACCGGCAACUUUCGGGCAAGACUUCAAGCAUCACGUGGCAGAUGUUAUUCCUUGUGUUCUGCGUGGCCUGUCCGAUGUGGAGGAAGGAGUGCGAGAUGCGUCCAUGCGUGCAGGUCAGCGCAUCAUCAAGAACUACUCUGAUGCAUGCAUUGAGCUGCUGUUGCCCCAGCUAUUGGGUAGCCUGCUGGACGAAAACUGGCGCAUCCGCCAAUCUUCCCUGCUGCUGUUGGGCGAUCUGCUCUAUCUUCUUUCGGGCACGUCGGGUAAAAAGUCCACGGCUAGUGCCUCAGAUGACGAAGGCUUUGGUACCGAGGCUUCGACCGCGCGCCUAACCAAGUCUCUUGGCCACGAGCUGCGCAAUGAGGUUCUGGCUGCCGUCUACAUGUGUCGCCAGGAUGUGCAGUUGGUGGUUCGCCAGGUUGCCGUACACGUGUGGAAGGUCAUUGUGCCGCACACGGUGCGGACGUUGCGCGAUAUCCUCUCCGAACUCAUCACGCGCAUUCUGAGCAACUUGGCGGAUGAUCUCGAGGAUCGCCGUUCUGUGGCAGCCAAGACGUUGGGUGAGCUGGUCCGCAAGCUCGGUGAGCGGGUUCUGCCUGAUGUUUUCCCGCUUUUGGAAGCAGCAGCUGCCUCGGACGAUCUCAACAAGCGUCGCGGUGCUUGCUACGGGUUUGGCAACAUCAUGACGGUCCUCAGCGACGAGCAGAUUGAAAAGUACAGCGAAAUCUUGCUCACAGCUGUGCGUAAUGCGCUGGGUGACAGCGAUGCCGACAUUCGUGCAGCUGCAGCUGAAAGCUUUGCUAGUUUGCACACAUCCUUGGGCAACCAGGUCAUCGAAGACAUUUUACCAGUUUUGCUGAACCAGCUUUCUGGCAGCAACAGUGCCGACGAUGCGCUUGAUGGUCUACGUCGAGCGAUGGCGACUCGUUCGAAGGUGGUUUUGCCCUUUUUGGUGCCCCGCCUUCUCGAACCGCCGAUCACGGCCUUCAACGCCAAGGCAUUGGCACAACUCACAACGGUGGCUGGACACGCACUCAACUACCAACUGUCUCUUAUCCUGACGACUCUCAUGGCCGCUUCGGUCAAGGCGGAGGGUGCUGAGAAGUCUGCCAUUCGAGAUGCGGCCAGCAUCGUGGCUAGCUCUGUUGACGAACUGGGUGUACGCGAUCUUCUGCAGGACAUGGGCGAGGCUUUGCGACAGGGCGAUCAGUCUCGCAUCUCUGCAGCUAAUGUUUUGGCAGACUUUUGUGAGAAGAGUCAACUUGACGUGGCACAGGAAGCCGAUGACCUUUUGCGUGUGAUGAUCCCGGCCUUUGGUGAUGGCCACCCAGAGGUUGUGCACGCGGCAUGGCGUGGUCUUGAUGCCUUACUGAAGCGCCUGCUGCCCAUCAAGGAGCGCCACGAAGAGUUCUUGACUCUUGUGCUCUAUCAGUUGCAACAGCUGCCUCACAACGAGCGUGGGUUUGUUUCGGGUCUGAGCAUUCCAAAGGGGCCUGGUCCGUUCAUGCCCUUGCUGACGGCUAAUCUGACGGAGGGCCGCGGCAGCGCUCAGGAGCAGGCAGCAGCAGCCUUCGGUCUUAUCUUGGAGGCCUCGGAUCCAUCUGUGCUCAAGCCUUACGUUGCGACCAUCGCCGGUCCUAUUCUGCGCAUUUUCUCAACCAACGCAGUGCGCCUCAAGAUUGAACUGCUCCGCACGUCGCUGACCAUGAUGAAGGCGCUUGGUGCCGGUGUCAAGACGUUUUUGCCGCAGUUUCAGCCAGCUACGAGUCCCAAUGCCAGUGUGGCGGAGCAAAGUGCUCAAGUUUCAGCGGCCCUUGUUCGCCACUUGCUGAUGCAAGACGUUGUGAGCGCCGCGGAUGCCAAGUUUGUGGCCCGGAGCCUGGAGACUGUAAUCAAGGAACCUGACGAUUUUGAGCCAGUUGGUUCCAAGCUUGUUAUCAACGUAUCGCAUUACCUCAUCGGCCGAGUUGAAGCGGGUAAGAAAGAGCAGUCGUGCUGCCUUCAUAUGCUGGUGGAUCGUUGCUUGGUCCACUUGUUGUGUCUCAAGGCCACGGAUGCAGGCCUGACGGAAGCGUACUGCCAGCAUGUCAAUGCCGGUGAUGCCGAAGAGCUCAAGCGUCAUGUCAAGCGUUCUACAGAGCGUCGGAUCGGUGAGCUCAGUGACGACGAAGAUGACGUGUACGAUUGGAGCCGCUGA